AUGCCUAAAAUACAAAAGCGAAACCUAAAACAAAGUUGUGGUCUGGGCUGUGUGCUGCUUGGAUUACUGCUGAUCAGUCUAAGUCUUACGCUAGCGCAGAGCGCGCAAGUUUGGAUGCAGUUCAAUGGCCAGCAGCUGGCCUACGACACGGAUGGGCGCAAUGAUUUAUCGCCCAACUAUGAGCAGCACGCCCCACUGGCUACGCCCACGUCCGCGUCUAAGCCCACCAUUGACUUUAGCACCGCACAAAUGUCGCACACUCAGCACACAGAUGAUCAGGGCAUUGUCUUUGGCAAGUAUUCCUACUACGAUGCGGCUGGUUAUCAUGAGCUGAGCUACAAAGCUGGCGCUGGCAUUGGCUUCGUGGUCAUGGGCGGCAAUUUGGCCAAGCCCAGCGCACAAACCCAAACAGUAGCAGCACCUGCUUGGCAGUAUGCCUAACUUUAGCAUUCAACAAAAUAUACGAGUUAUUGU
Molecule: messenger RNA, 474 nt
Organism: Drosophila busckii
Lineage: Eukaryota; Metazoa; Arthropoda; Insecta; Diptera; Drosophilidae
Exons: 2
Coding region: 1-441 (146 amino acids)
Source: RefSeq, a predicted model, not a curated record